AUGGAAGCCGAGGGUUUUCUUUAUGCCAGACAAGAAGAAGAAAUGGCACGCUUAUUUGGAAGCGAAGAUGGGACUGAGGCAUAUACGACAGAGGAUCCGUUGAGCGAUCAUAACUCGAAUCGCAAAAGGACCAGACGUAGGUGGUUUGAGAAUACGAAGCCAGAGCGAGAUCUCAUCAAAGAAACCACGACGACCCGAAGGAGAAACCUGUCCCGAUUAUUAUACCGCGCAUUCUUGAUUGAAGAACGCCGAAAAAGUGAAUUGUUACAAAGGCGCGAAGAUCAAUCUACCGACGAAGAUGAAAACAGAAACUUGAGCGUUGGGUUGAGAAGCAGAGACUUUAUCACGGCAUGGCCUCUCCGACCUCGAGAUUUUCAACCAGAAGGAUACCAAUUGCAUCAGAAAAGCCUUCUCAUCCGACACACGCAAGACAAAGCACGAAGUAGGAGAACAGAACGUGCAUUAGUUGAUUUGUCUGGACUGCGACCGAAUGCUGUCCCUGAUAAACAGGCAGCCACUUCAAGCUCUGACGAUGACGAGAGUCCAUCUGACGCAUCUGUUGCCGGACCAGAUGCAAUCACGGAACUCAUUCAGAAUCUUUACUCUAUCAAAUCUGAGUCAGACCCACGACCAAGUGCGCAAAUGGAGGAGGUGCUUUUAGCACGCUUGAUGAGAAUCAGCAAGGAAAAGUUUCGCAAGAGAAUACAUACAGCCCAGCUGCCUACUAAUGGCUUCGACACCUCGGCUGACGAUAGAUUGAUGACCAAUCAAUUACGGCCUUUGACGCGAAAUCUAAUCGCCUGUCUGAACAUUUUUUUACGUGGCAUGGACGAUCAGGCAUUUGGGCGCGGAAAGAGGCGGCUGCACUACAACGACUGGCAAACAGUGAUGAUGGUGGCUUCACAGCAGGGCUGGCCAAAGGAGAUCCUAGAGCGAGCAACAAAACGGUGUAAUGCCAUAUUCAAGGGAGGAUUACAACCAGAAAAAGAUACUAAGAUGUUGCAACCUCAUGUUCAAAGUCCGUUCACAAUCGAGGAGCCACAACAAGAAGCCACACCUGAUAAGAAACGACUCCUCUGUUCAGUGAAGACUUGUGUACGACAUCGAAUAGCAUUUGCCCAGAUGCAGAGUUUGAAAGAGCACAUGGACAGGAACCAUCCAGAAAACUCAACGUAG
This is a messenger RNA of Talaromyces marneffei, 1176 nucleotides long. RefSeq lists its product as uncharacterized. The transcript has a single exon. The record is from RefSeq and is a predicted model, not a curated record. Lineage: Eukaryota; Fungi; Ascomycota; Eurotiomycetes; Eurotiales; Trichocomaceae. The coding region runs from base 1 to 1176 and encodes 391 amino acids.